Molecule: messenger RNA, 1111 nt
Organism: Puccinia graminis f. sp. tritici CRL 75-36-700-3
Lineage: Eukaryota; Fungi; Basidiomycota; Pucciniomycetes; Pucciniales; Pucciniaceae
Exons: 2
Coding region: 19-906 (295 amino acids)
Biological process (GO): ribosomal large subunit assembly
Cellular component (GO): preribosome, large subunit precursor
Source: RefSeq, a predicted model, not a curated record
ACAAACAACCUCAACAAGAUGCCACCACGACCUAGGAAGCGUGUCCGACGGAGAAGAGUUUCUGAGAAAUUCGAUGACUCGAGCGAUUCCUCAUCAUCGUCAUCUGACUCGGGUCAAUCAAAUCAGUCAACACCCAAAAACCCCAAUUCUGUCAACAAGUCAUCAUCAGAUAGCCAUGGAAGCUCAAGUGAGAGCGAGUCGACCGACAGCAGCAGCUCGUCGUCAUCAUCCAGCUCGGGCUCUUCAAUAAAUCGACCGACGGCGAAACGCGGCCGGUUGGCGAAAAAGCAGAACCUCCAAGCACGGGCCCUGCAACCGCAAGAUGGAGGAGACCCGACGAAUCCACAAAUGAUGAGAAGAUCGCCAUCGCCCGUCGAACAAUCGCCACCUCCUCCUCUCCCAAGCUCCUUCUUCGACCCAGAUCUAGCGCUCCCUUAUCUCGAUUCGUCGCCGGAUUUCAGUCUGCCUGCUGGCUUUGAAAGUAAAGCGCCUACCCGUCAAGUCGACGGUCUCCUUCAAUCUACUCGCCAGCAAUUGGAACAAGAUGAGGAACGCUUUCGGGCCUGGUAUAUGGCCACCAUCGUCGAUCGUUUCCCUAACGAAUUAGACCUCCUGCGAUCCUCUGAUAAUAAUCCCCAGAAAACGCAAUCUAAUCUCGACUUAUUGGUCGCCGCUCUCGGCUCAGGCGUCGACAUCUUUGAUGAUAAUAUCAUCCUCUCUUCCACUUCUUCGUCUUCUCCUACUGUCGCUGCUAAUAAGGCGGCUUUGGACGAUCAUCAACUCGUCCUUCAAUCGCUCGACUUGGCUAAGCAGACCCUUCAUCUCGACCCUUCUAUCUGUCCUCAACCUGUUGCCUCUCCCCAAUCCCACGAGGAUGUCGAGAUGUCCGAUGGCGCUGAUUCAUAAACUCCCUCAUUGUUUCUUCUAACAAGCCAGGCUUUCUUCCCUAUAGUAAGAUUCACUUUUCUGGGAGAAAACAAACAAUCCACAUUUUUGUAAUACUUUUCUUUUUCUGAAUGAUUUUCAAGAUCAAUCAAUUUUAGAGUGAGGGAAGAGCUGUGUUGUUAUUAUUCAUUCAGUAUCCAUGCCUUGUAGGGCAACAAAAAUGUUC